CACCCUGGCCACUCCGAGGUGCUAUCGACGCCGCCCUCACCCCUACAGCCAUGAUCUCCUUAACAGACACCCAGAAAAUUGGAAUGGGAUUAACAGGAUUUGGAGUGUUUUUCCUGUUCUUUGGAAUGAUUCUCUUUUUUGACAAAGCACUACUGGCUAUUGGAAAUGUUUUAUUUGUGGCUGCCUUGGCUUUUUAAAUUGGUUUAGAAAGAACGUUCAGAUUCUUCUUCCAAAAACAUAAAAUGAAAGCUACAGGAUUUUUCCUGGGUGGUGUAUUUGUAGUCCUGAUUGGUUGGCCUUUGAUAGGCAUGAUCUUCGAAAUUUAUGGAUUCUUUCUCUUCUUCAGGGGCUUCUUUCCUGUGGUUGUUGGAUUUAUUAGAAGAGUGCCAGUCCUUGGAUCACUCUUGAAUUUACCUGGAAUUAGAUCAUUUGUAGAUAAAGUCGGAGAAAGCAACAAUAUGGUAUAACAACAAGUGAAUUG
Messenger RNA from Eubalaena glacialis (North Atlantic right whale), 481 nucleotides. Its product is annotated as vesicle transport protein GOT1B-like. Gene Ontology annotation, biological process: endoplasmic reticulum to Golgi vesicle-mediated transport; retrograde transport, endosome to Golgi. The record is from RefSeq and is a predicted model, not a curated record. Gene Ontology annotation, cellular component: endoplasmic reticulum; membrane. The transcript has a single exon. NCBI's taxonomy places the organism in Eukaryota, Metazoa, Chordata, Mammalia, Artiodactyla, Balaenidae.